Molecule: messenger RNA, 1474 nt
Organism: Setaria italica (foxtail millet)
Lineage: Eukaryota; Viridiplantae; Streptophyta; Magnoliopsida; Poales; Poaceae
Product: protein DJ-1 homolog D
Exons: 5
Coding region: 108-1271 (387 amino acids)
Source: RefSeq, a predicted model, not a curated record
AGUCCCAGAAACUAGAGAGGAGAGAGGCUUCUAGGCUCCGAGCUCGACGACGACACAAGCCGAAGCGUCUCGCCUGUGCGGUUGCGAGCGUGCGAGGGGCAUUAGAGAUGGCGGCGAAGAAGGUGCUCCUGCUCUGCGGCGACUACAUGGAGGACUACGAGGUCAUGGUCCCGUUCCAAGCGCUGCAAGCGUAUGGCGUCUCCGUGGAUGGCGUCUGCCCCGGCAAGAAGGCCGGCGACGUCUGCCGCACCGCCGUCCAUCAGGGGAUCGGCCACCAGACAUACUCUGAGACAAGAGGUCAUAAUUUUGCACUGAAUGCUUCAUUUGAUGAAAUUGGUGCUAAUGGAUAUGAUGGAUUGGUAAUCCCUGGAGGCCGUGCACCAGAAUACCUUGCAAUGGAUGACAAGGUGCUUGACUUGGUCAGAAAAUUCUCUGAUGCUAAGAAACCUAUCGCAUCAGUUUGCCAUGGACAGUUGAUUUUGGCAGCAGCAGGAGUAGUUCAGAACCGCACCUGCACAGCAUAUCCAGCUGUUAAACCAGUUUUGGUUGCUGCUGGUGCUAAGUGGGACGAACCUGAUACCAUGGCAAAAUGUUCUGUUGAUGGCAAUCUCAUCACUGCAGCGACUUAUGAUUCUCAUCCUGAAUUCAUCAGCCUAUUUGUCAAAGCACUUGGAGGCUCUGUUGCAGGCUCAGACAAGAAAAUUCUGUUCCUCUGUGGGGACUACAUGGAGGAUUAUGAGGUUAUGGUCCCAUUCCAAUCCCUUCAAGCUCUUGGCUGCCAUGUCGAUGCUGUUUGCCCUGACAAGGGUGCUGGGGAGAAGUGCCCAACAGCCAUUCAUGACUUUGAAGGUGAUCAAACUUACAGUGAGAAGCCUGGUCAUGAUUUUACUUUGACAGCAUCAUUUGAAAGUAUGGAUGCUUCAAGCUAUGAUGCACUUGUGAUUCCUGGGGGAAGGGCUCCUGAGUAUCUGGCUCUGAAUGAUAAGGUCAUUAGCUUGGUCAAGGGCUUCUCAGAUAAAGGAAAGCCAAUUGCAUCGAUCUGCCAUGGACAGCAGAUUUUAUCCGCUGCUGGAGUCCUUAAGGGAAAGAAAUGCACGGCGUACCCGGCCGUGAAGCUGAACGUGGUGCUCGGGGGCGGAACCUGGCUGGAGCCUGACCCGAUCGACCGCUGCUUCACCGACGGCAACCUCGUGACGGGCGCAGCUUGGCCUGGGCACCCGGAGUUCGUCGCCCAGCUCAUGGCUUUGCUGGGCAUCAAGGUCUCCUUCUGAACUGAAGGAUGAGAGAGCUCCGAGCGCUCCUGGGCGCAGCUGGGCAAGGUGGUGUAGCUUCGGGCCUCCACACAGAACUAGAUGAUAUACUCGAUACUAUACCCUGGUACUGUUGUAUUGUCGUCGUUUCACUCGUUUGGGCUUGACAAUAAAGGCCUUUUCUGUCCUAAUAUAAUGUCUCGGACUAGCUGGGCUUUCGUUGA